Molecule: messenger RNA, 1770 nt
Organism: Drosophila obscura
Lineage: Eukaryota; Metazoa; Arthropoda; Insecta; Diptera; Drosophilidae
Product: caspase-1
Exons: 3
Coding region: 411-1379 (322 amino acids)
Biological process (GO): apoptotic process; proteolysis
Cellular component (GO): cytoplasm
Source: RefSeq, a predicted model, not a curated record
CCGUCGAUAGUAGAGACUAGCAGUAUGGUUUGACACCGGGCACGCUUAACCUCCGUUAAUUAAUUGUUUAAACGCGGCUAGGCCAUAAAAGGAUGUUUGACUAUUUCCCAUUACUAAUUCAAUUGUUGGUGCAUCAAAGAAAUAAAACAAGCGACAAAACAACUGUUGAUUUCGCGAUAGUGGCCUUUAACUAAGUAAACAAUAUCAAAGAACCUGACUGACGGGCCCCUUUCUCUUGGGUACGGUACGGAAAAAAGGGCGCAACAAUUGAAGGCGAAGGCAGGCAGACGAGGACGGACGCUGCGAACAAAAGGCAAGGCAGGCAGACGGCAACAAGGAGAACGGAACACACAAACAAUUGAUUGCAGUAUCAGUAUAAGACUCCCCAGCAGAAGCAUAUCAGAAGCAAAAUGACGGACGAGUGCAUAACUAGGAACUUUAUUGCUCUCGGUUCCAAUGGAACCGGCGGCAAUCGCAGCAGCAUGGGCGAUAGUACAGAUGCCAAAGGCUGUGAGGGUAACGCUGGAAUUGGUGGUGCAACUGCUGCAGCGAGUAUUCCUACCCCCCCGACCAACAAGUAUGUAGCCCGAAUGCCCGUGGAGCGCUAUGCGAGUGAGUACAACAUGAAUCACAAGCACCGCGGCAAGGCCUUUAUAUUCAAUCAUGAGUUCUUCGAGAUACCCACGCUGAGGCCGCGCAUGGGCACCAAUGUGGACGCGGAGGAGCUGCGCAAGACAUUCAAGAGAUUGGGUUUCGAUGUGUCGGUGCACAAGGACUGCAAGUGGCAGAACAUACGCGAAAGCAUUGAGAAGGCCGCCGCACUGGAUCACACGGACAACGACUGCCUGGCCAUUGCCAUCUUGUCGCACGGCGAGCAUGGCUGCAUUUAUGCCAACGAUGUCCAGUACAAGCUGGACCAGAUUUGGCACUACUUCACUGCCCAGAUGUGCCCCACGCUGGCCGGCAAGCCGAAGCUGUUCUUCAUCCAGGCCUGCCAGGGCGAUCGCCUGGACGGGGGCGUGAUGCUCGAGAAGAGCGUGACUGAAACGGAUGGGGACUCGUCCAUGGGCUACAAAAUACCCGUCCAUGCUGACUUCCUCUUCUCAUACUCAACAAUACCCGGCUACUUUUCCUGGCGCAAUAUCAACAACGGCUCGUGGUACAUGCAGUCGCUCAUCCAGGAGCUGAAUAGCAAUGCCAAGAAAUACGACCUGCUCACGCUGCUCACUUUCGUUAGUCAGCGCGUCGCCAUAGACUUUGAGUCGAACGUGCCGGCUACCCCAAUGAUGGAUCGCCAGAAGCAGAUUCCGUGCUUCACCUCCAUGCUGACGCGCAUACUGCGCUUCGGCGACAAACCCAACGGCAAUAAGGCUGGCUGAAAUAUAACAUUGACACCCGCCCGCCCCGCCUAAUACGUUCAACGCGCAACCUAAUCCACCUCCCCUCCCCCCAACCCUUAAAUUGGUCACUUUGGAUUCCAUGCCACUUCAAGUUUAGUUCUAGGUUUUAGCUUUAUUGUUGACUAAAUUUUGAUCCCAAUCAACAUAUUCUCAUACACACACAUAUAUAGUAUAUAAUAAUCACUUGCCAAUCGGGAAAUCACAAAUAUUAUGUAAGACGGAUAUACAAUGAAGAUUUAUUCAAAUAUACACACGCAUAUAUAUUUGAUAUGCAUAGAAAUAAAUCACAAAUAUUAUACAAGAUGAUAUACAAUGAAGAUUUAUACGAAUAUACACUCGUAUGUAUACAUAGAAAUAAAAAUGAAUUCUG